Molecule: messenger RNA, 803 nt
Organism: Colletotrichum phormii
Lineage: Eukaryota; Fungi; Ascomycota; Sordariomycetes; Glomerellales; Glomerellaceae
Exons: 3
Coding region: 237-803 (188 amino acids)
Source: RefSeq, a predicted model, not a curated record
CAUUACACUCGUCAAGGAAAGGCCGUACGCGUAUAGAGUAAACCUACGUGGUUGGGGAUAAUUCAUAUAGAAACCUGCGUGCCUCCCUGAUUACCUCUGCCCUUCAGAAACCACUGCAUCGCAGAAUACAGUUGUUCUCAAUACCGAAAAUCCUCAGUCUUUCGACCCUCUCCUCUUCAUCGACGAGUACACCAUCACAUAUCGCUCGCUCAUCACCAAUUAUCACCAAAGCAAAGAUGGAGAGAAUCGCCAAUAUGCCCUUGUUCGACAACCGGCACAUGAUGAAGGUCCACAUUGUGCAAAUCAUUGUGAUUCACAUCGUCAUGGGACUUUCGGGCGCAAGAAUAUCCCUCAAGGGCGGCCCGGUUACUCGCACGAACACCAUGUCUUUGGGUAUAUCCGUGAAAUCAAUGGUCUUCAUCAUCUACCAAAUCGCAACGCAGCACUGGGCCCGAGGCCGGGGCUUGGCUUCCCUGAAAGCCAACUCCAUUCUCAACGGCCUUGAGCCCGUCUUCUGGGGCGCCGUCGUCUUCAUGUCCAUCCAGGGUAACAUCCAGCGCUGCAUCGGAACUAGCUGCAUUCUCAGCUGGGUGAUUGUCGGGUGCGGUAUCUUCCUCAACCUCCUGGCCGCAUACACUGCCGUUGUCUCCUUCACCGACUUUCGAUACUUCCGCCGCACCGGCACGACCCGUGGUGUCUCUGUCGACCGCAAGGCGCCAAUGCACACCGAGGAGAUCACUUCAACUGGCUCGGUUGAAGACCAGAAGAUGGGACAGCCGAGAAGAAAGGUCGAGAGGAUGUAA